CGUCUUUUUCCCGGAGUCCCUCCUGACGCGCACUCAGUCUGCCCAGCAUGUAGUGUCAGCGGGACUUAUUUAAUUAAGACUUUAUAGCAAGCCUAGGAGCAGAUAGAAGGAAGGCAGAGAGGAUUCCUGCGGGUCAUGUGAGAAAAAAACAGCCACCAUCCCAGUUUCCUCCUCCAGUGUUUUUGCGCGCAGCGGACCGCGGAGAGAUGGGAGCGGUGCGCCCGGAGCGGAGCGCUCUGCCGCUGCUCUGCCUCCUCCUCCUCCUUCUCCUUGGCUUCUCCGUGUCCACCUCCGCGGCCUGGGACCUGGUUCUGCUCCACACCAACGAUGUACACGCCCGGGUGGAGGAGACCAGCAAGCUCUCCGGGAAAUGUGGCCGCAGCGAGUGUUUCGCCGGGGUGGCCCGGAGAGCCACGGUGAUCAAGGGGAUCCGCAGCAGCGAGAGCAACGUGCUGCUGCUGGACGCUGGAGACCAGUUCCAGGGGACCGUCUGGUUCAACUACUACAAGGGAGCCGAGGCUGCUCACUUCAUGAACAAACUGCGUUAUGAUGCCAUGGCUUUUGGAAAUCAUGAGUUUGACAAUGGAGUGGAAGGACUCAUGAAACCGUUCAUGGAGCAGAUCAAGUGUCCAGUUCUCAGCGCCAACAUCAAACCAGACAAAACUUUGGCCCCGACGUUCGGCAACUCUUAUUUACCCUAUAAGAUCCUUAAUGUUGGUGGUGAGAUGGUGGGCGUGGUGGGAUAUACAUCGCGGGAAACUCCUGAUCUGUCCAAACCUGGACCACACCUGACGUUCGAGGACGAGGUGAUGGCCCUGCAGCUGCAGGUGGACAAACUGCAGACGCUGGGAGUCAAUAAGAUCAUCGCUCUGGGUCACUCAGGCUUCACUGUGGAUCAGGAGAUCGCCAAGAAGGUCCGAGGAGUCGACGUCGUCAUCGGUGGACACAGCAACACUUUCCUCUAUACAGUGGUCACUGAGCAGGCAGAGAGGAAGAGAGUUGUUCGUCUGGACUUCAGGACACAGAAACUCCAGGAAAAGAGAGCGGUGACGCUGAACCUCACCACAGUGUUACCAGAUUUUACAAUUCUCCACUGCGCUUAA
This is a messenger RNA of Epinephelus moara (kelp grouper), 1103 nucleotides long. RefSeq names its product snake venom 5'-nucleotidase-like. Gene Ontology annotation, biological process: AMP catabolic process. Gene Ontology annotation, molecular function: metal ion binding; 5'-nucleotidase activity; nucleotide binding. Gene Ontology annotation, cellular component: plasma membrane. The record is from RefSeq and is a predicted model, not a curated record. Bases 207 to 1103 code for a protein of 298 amino acids. The transcript is spliced from 5 exons. Lineage: Eukaryota; Metazoa; Chordata; Actinopteri; Perciformes; Serranidae.